AUAUUACCGCCUUGAAUUUAUGGCAUAUUUAUCUGUUUGUAUCUCCAUCAAAACAAUAAAGUUGACAUAACAAGUUGUUCACUAAUAUUUGAAGUUAUCAUAUUUUUGACUUAUUUAUUUAUAUGGCAGGUGUUAAAAUUAAUGUCGAAUAUUGUGGUGGAUGUGGCCAUCGAAAACAAUUUUUAGAACUUGCAGAAUUAUUGAAACAAGGUGUACCAGAAGUUCAAAUAUCAGGAGCUCCUGGAAGACAAGGCUCUUUUGAAGUAACAAUAAAUGACGAACUAGUUUAUUCAAAGCGUCAAACAAUGGCAUUUCCAAGAUUUUCAGAAGUGAUUGAUGUAGUGAAAGAAGUUUCAGAAGGACAAAAACCAAGACAAAUAACUAAACAACAGCCUAUAAAUUGUGUUUUAUCAUGAUGAAUAUUAUAUUUUAUCAGGUAUUAUUUUGUAUCUUUAUUUAUUUUUAUCACAAAAAUUAGUCGCAUAACAAUACAAGCUGUAAAUAAUUAUUUAAUUCAUGCAAUGAAAAUAUAUUUCUUUUUAGCAAAUAU
This is a messenger RNA of Chelonus insularis, 550 nucleotides long. Its product is annotated as migration and invasion enhancer 1. Gene Ontology annotation, cellular component: cytosol. The record is from RefSeq and is a predicted model, not a curated record. NCBI's taxonomy places the organism in Eukaryota, Metazoa, Arthropoda, Insecta, Hymenoptera, Braconidae. Bases 123 to 416 code for a protein of 97 amino acids. The transcript is spliced from 3 exons. Gene Ontology annotation, biological process: negative regulation of apoptotic process; positive regulation of filopodium assembly.